AUGAUACAGGCGCCAAAACUUGCCAGUCAGCCGUUGCGCUGCUGGGCGCAUCGCGCAUCAUGGUCGACCAUCAUUCGGCACCAGGGACACUCCAUUCUUGCCUCACGAACCUGCACAUGGCGGGCCUACUCCUCCGCCCAGCCCAAGACCAUCGAGGUCAACGGCAAAACCUAUCCGACCGAUCAAUGGUUCAACGUUCCGCCCAACGUCGUGGCCGCCGCGUCCCGCAAGCUGCACCUCCAAAAGGACCAUCCCGUCUACAUCACACGGCAGAUCAUUGAGUCUCAAUUCCCAAACUCGACCUACAAAUACCAUAACACCUUCGACCCUGUCGUCUCGACCCACCAAAAUUUUGACUCGCUCGGCUUCCCUGCAGACCAUCCUGGCCGCGCACGAUCCGACACCUACUACUUCAACAAGGACACUCUUCUGCGAACCCACACGAGCGCUCACCAAGCGGAAACAUUCAAGGCCGACCAGAGCGACGGAUACCUCAUCAGCGCCGAUGUCUACCGGCGAGAUGCCAUUGACAAGAGCCACUACCCCGUCUUCCACCAGAUGGAGGGCGCCCGCAUCUGGGACCGCACACAGUACCCCGAGGGCGCCGUCGCCGACGCCAUCUGGGCCGAUGUCGAGAAGCUGCCGAAGCACAACGUCCCCGUCGAGGACCCCAAUCCAGGCAUUCACCCCGAGCGCAACCCCCUCCAAGAGGCGCAUCACACUGCCGCCGAGGCCGAGGCCAUCGCUGCGCACCUGAAGCGCUCGAUCGAGCUCAUGGUCAUUGAGAUCUUCUCGCGCGCCAAGGCCGCCGCCCGCAAGGCCGACCCCGACCACAAGGACGAGCCCCUGCGCAUGCGCUGGGUCGAGGCCUACUUCCCCUUCACGAGCCCCUCGUGGGAGCUCGAGGUCUACUACGACGGCGACUGGCUCGAGGUGCUGGGCUCCGGCGUCGUCAAGCAGGACAUCUUCAUCAACGCCGGCAAGCCCGACAAGCUCGGCUGGGCCUUCGGCAUCGGCCUCGACCGCAUCGCCAUGCUGCUCUUCCAGAUCCCCGACAUUCGCCUCUUCUGGUCCCGCGACGAGCGCUUCCUCAGCCAGUUCCGCGGCGUCUCUGACGACCUCGCCUCGCUGCGCCGCUUCGUCUCCUUCUCCAAGUACCCCGCCUGCCCGAAGGACGUGUCCUUCUGGCUGAGCGGCGUGUCGCCCGCCGGCGGCGGCCACCCCUUCCACGAGAAUGACUUUAUGGAGCUCGUCCGCGACGUCGCCGGCGACCGCGUCGAGGACGUGCGCGUCGUGGACGACUUUACGCAUCCCAAGACGGGCCGGCGAAGCAUGUGCUACCGCGUCAACUACCGCAGCCUCGAGCGGACGCUGACCAACGAGGAGACGAACGCGUUGCACAGCGAGGUGAAGAAGAGGCUGGUCGAGAAGCUGGGGGUGGAGAUCCGGUAA
Molecule: messenger RNA, 1452 nt
Organism: Verticillium alfalfae VaMs.102
Lineage: Eukaryota; Fungi; Ascomycota; Sordariomycetes; Glomerellales; Plectosphaerellaceae
Product: phenylalanyl-tRNA synthetase
Exons: 2
Coding region: 1-1452 (483 amino acids)
Biological process (GO): phenylalanyl-tRNA aminoacylation
Cellular component (GO): mitochondrion; cytoplasm
Molecular function (GO): tRNA binding; phenylalanine-tRNA ligase activity; ATP binding
Source: RefSeq, a predicted model, not a curated record